UCCAACAUCCAUCAAUAUGAACGCAGUUGUAGCUGGUCUUCUGAUCAUCUUCACUAACAUUAUAUCUUCAGGGUAUGGAGACAUCGUGGAUGUUGAUUAUUCCGAGGAGUUUCUUGACGCCUCUAGUGUGACACUGCAAACAAAUCCAAACCAAGGGUUCGUUUACGACUUUUUACCACCUAUCCCAACGGCAAAUCAACAGUUCUUCAUCUUCAGGUUCCGGGUGAAGUCUGGAGGUGAAACGCACGUAGCCCUGGCAGACCACCAGCUUGGACAAGGGUCUUGGUACGAUAUAGUCUUCGGUAUCAACAAAAACAGGUACACCGCCGUUCGACGAUGUGAACGGCAAAACUGCCAUGAGCUGGCCGCUGUCAUGAUGCCAGAUGCUGUCAGUCUCGACCGAAUCCAUGACCUCUGGAUAGGGUACAACUUAAAUCAGGGCCUGAUUUCGGUAGGGCAAGGAUCACACAGCGAUGCGGAUCUAGAGGCGAGGACAACCGGAAUGUUCCCGGUCAGCAAUCUUGGAUUUAGUACCGCCCAAGGAACCAUUGGCUAUUGGUGGUUCCCUGCCGAGCAUCUCGUCGUCCAAGGAUGUGGGAGUUUGUUGUACCAAGUUGACAAUCAGUACAAAUUCCGAUACACUCUCCCGGUCAUUCCUCGCUCAUCGGCCACCAAUCUCGACUUUAAGUUCUCCGCGAAUGCUAAUAGUAAUGUGCGUAUCCUUCUGGCCUCGGAAGUGGGUCUCAGCGACCAGGAACCUGCAUACGAGAUCAUAAUCGGUUCAGAGGGAAACAGGAAAUCUGAGAUCCGUCGUUGUGUGAACGCAGUAGAAUGCUGCCCAGUUGUUGCUUCGGCGAACACCCCUGAUAUUCUAGACAACAGUCUUGGAAACCAGGAAUUCCACAUCAUGUACAAUGGUGGGUUACUGAAGGUGUUCUUAGAGGACGAUGACACCCCGAUUCUAACCAGCUUUGACCCUAACCCCGUCUCGGUCAGAGCAAUCGGUUAUUCUCAAGGACCUCAUCAAGGCGGAUACUUUGACUUCCCUGCUCAGGGAUUUGCAUUGGGUUUGCUGGUGUUUGACACCGAAGGCGAUGGGGUAUAUAACUCGGAUCUACCCAUCGUCCCUCAAGACAGAGCUUUCAAUCUGCACAUCUCAUUCUUAGUGAGGGCCGCCCGUUCUGUUCUUGUUCUCUUUUCACCAGAAAUUGACUUUCUUAACUACGACGGCUGGGAAUAUGAGAUACUUCUCGGCGGGUGGAAUAACCAGAAAUCAGCCAUUCGCAAAUGCAAAAACUGUGGCUCUGUGCGAUCAAUGAGCCACGUUACGCUCGACCCCAAUGAAUUUCGAAUGAUCACAGUCACCAUCAACAACGGGGAUCUUAGGGUAUACGCAGGUGACCGUGAAGAACUGAUUGUUUCUUUACAAGAAAGGCCUCAGAACGCGUUUGGCAUCAAAAGAGUCGCUGUCACCACUCUUCAGAGAGAAAAAGGCCGUUUCGUUUUUGAGCCGUGUAACCUCUACAAAUGAGAGGACGGCAUAAAUUAGUGCAGAGCUCCAAAUACUGUAUCAGAGACCUCAUAACUUGAAAAUAAAUUAAUCGCUCAGAUGGAGCAUUUUUAAAAAAGUUUAUUCAUUUUUCGUUUUGAAUGACCACUUAAAGAAGUCGCACAUUACAAUAUUACAAAAUC
Molecule: messenger RNA, 1692 nt
Organism: Lytechinus variegatus (green sea urchin)
Lineage: Eukaryota; Metazoa; Echinodermata; Echinoidea; Temnopleuroida; Toxopneustidae
Exons: 1
Coding region: 17-1531 (504 amino acids)
Source: RefSeq, a predicted model, not a curated record